Molecule: messenger RNA, 1455 nt
Organism: Gambusia affinis (western mosquitofish)
Lineage: Eukaryota; Metazoa; Chordata; Actinopteri; Cyprinodontiformes; Poeciliidae
Exons: 6
Coding region: 321-875 (184 amino acids)
Cellular component (GO): membrane
Source: RefSeq, a predicted model, not a curated record
ACAACCACAUGAAGGUUUGCAACCAAACAGACUUAGAAAAACAUAUACACUUUUAAAAGGCAGGACUGUUUAUGCAGAAUGAGUUUAUUUCUGUAGAGUGCUUCUUUUUCAGUAAGGGAAACAUAAAAAAGUGCCAAAAGUACAGAGUUUGAUUAAAUGAAGCAGUUUUGCAGAGAGGAGUAUCAGGCUGAGGAAGUUAACGUGGUUAAUGACCUCAUUUGUGUUUUAGGGAAGUAAAAUAAUGUCUGUAGAGCGACGCCUGGCCUGAGACAGAGAGCGAAAAAGAUUCUUCUCGAGUGAAACGCGGUUAAAGAAGCACCAUGGCCUCAGCUGAUGUUGACAUGGACAUCCACGAGGAAGAUACGCCACUGCAAAUGGGAAGGAGACAACCUCCUCCUCCACCGAGUCAGAUCCGAUAUUACCAGGCUUCAGAGAUGGUGCCAGAAGAAAAAGGUCAACUGCACAACCUGCUCCAGAAACAACCAGCUGUGUUGGGGUCUCUGCAGAUAAUGAGCGGGACCCUCAGUGUCGCAGUGGGCAUACUCUUUGCUGCAACUCAGGAAAUGCACCAGUCCCUUUUCUGUCUUUUCAGAGUCUCACAGCUGACCGGAGCCCUUUUUGUAAUAGCCGGACUUGUUUCCAACUUGUUGUUCAAAUAUCCAGCGUUGCUGAUGGUGUCAAUUGCAGUUAACUGUGGCUGCAUUGUUGUAGCCAUUAUUGGUGCAAUUCUGAUAAGCGUCGACCUGGCUCGGUGGAAUCCACAAAACGAUCCAUUUAUGAGAAUUGAAGCGAUGGGGCUGUGCGUGUUGGGACUGGAGGUUUUCCUCUCUGCAGUCCUCUGCUUCUGGUUCUUCAAAGAGAAAAAGGCAAAAUGAUUAAACUGCUUGUAUUGUUUAAAUGAAUCGUGUUACAGGGAAGCUAUUUGUGCACAGGGAACUGUGGAACUGCGCGCUUUUAGAGGAGACAGUGACACCUUUUAUGCUUUCAUGUGUGGCUUUAACUCUGUUGCCUGUGCUAGAGCAAAAGCCCCUGCAGCGCAGCCCGGGCUGUGGUCUGCGUCUGAUGUUUUUGACAUGGACUGCAAAACGCAAGAGCUGCGGCAACCAAACGUCAGUUUCCCCUCAUGUGAGAGCAUAAACCACAUUUUAACUCUGCAUCGCUUUUGAGUAACGGUGAUAUCGGCUCUCCCUUUGCAUUGUGUCUGUACCCAGAGGGCUCUUUGUGUGGUUUCGUGUUCACACUCUAGCAGUGGAAACGUUUUUGUCACUUGUUGUGAGGCAAAGUCGCACAUUCACACUUCUGUCUUUAUUAGCCAAAAAAAUAAAAUAAUAAAAAGCUUCAGCUGCAAUCUUUAAUGUGUCGGAGGAAAAAAAAACGCAGAAACAGCUUUAAACUUUUUAUUAAUCUGUACAAACGUGUAACUCAGAAGUCACGGGAAUACAAUGCAGCACUGCC